Messenger RNA from Pristis pectinata (smalltooth sawfish), 8877 nucleotides. Its product is annotated as tyrosine-protein kinase JAK2-like. Gene Ontology annotation, molecular function: ATP binding; histone binding; cytokine receptor binding. Gene Ontology annotation, biological process: cytokine-mediated signaling pathway; cell surface receptor signaling pathway via JAK-STAT; intracellular signal transduction. Lineage: Eukaryota; Metazoa; Chordata; Chondrichthyes; Rhinopristiformes; Pristidae. Gene Ontology annotation, cellular component: membrane; cytoskeleton; cytosol. The record is from RefSeq and is a predicted model, not a curated record.
AAAUCUGCUUUUCUUCUUAGCUCUGUGUGUAAAGCGUAUGCUUCUGUGAGACAGUGUGGGGAGAGAGGGAGGAAUCGCUAGAAUAAUCCAGGUUUGUGUUUUUGGGCGCACCAGGAAGGAGCGGGCGAAAUUGCAACGAGUGUUUCUGUGUUGGGCUUUUCUAUUGUGGCUACCACUCUGCCUGGAUUUUGCUCUUCGCUGGGCAGAGCGAAGCACCAGCAGCGACUGUUCACCAGGAAAUAAAGUCACAAACAAACAGCAUGAUCCCCGAAGCGGCCGCAACUUCGCUUUUUUGGUGACAAUUUACUGCAUUGAUUCAAACUGCUGCAGAGCGAAGGCCAGGUGUCGGAAACUCGAAGUGACGAUUGUGAGGUGAGAAGGAAACACGGCAUCCCACUACAAAAUGAUGGCCUGCAUUACAGUCACUGAUGUGGACACCGGGCCAAGCCCACCCCAAAACGGAGACCUACAUCAGAGCCCACAGGCACCAAAGCAGACUGGAACAGGGCUGAAGGUUAACCUUUAUCCUAUCCCUGGCAAACCCGAGAACAACUGCUUAACCUUUCCACCGGGUGAAUAUGUUGCAGAAGAGAUCUGUGUGGCUGCUGCCAAAGCCUGUGGAAUUCCCCCAGUGUACAACACCCUGUUUGCCCUGAUGAAUGAGAAAGACCGGUCAUGGUAUCCUCCAAACCACAUCUUCCACAUUGAUGAAUCAACAGAUGAAUGCACCAUCUAUCGGCUAAGAUUCUACUUUCCACACUGGUAUAGUCCUGGACACAGCAGAGCAUAUCGUUAUGGUGUUACCAAGGGUGCAGAGAGCCCUUUCAUCGAUGAUACUAUAAUGAUGUAUCUUUUUGCUCAGUGGCGUGAUGAUUUUGUUAACGGAUGGGUCAAGAUCCCAGCAACACAUGAAAUGCAAGAGGAAUGUCUCGGUAUGGCAGUGCUUGAUAUGAUGAGGAUGGCAAAGGAUAAGGACCAAUCCCCUUUGGACAUUUAUUCUUAUAAAUCAUUGUUGCCGGAAAAUGUUCGCCUACAAAUCCAGAAUUACCAUUUUGUGACAAGGAAGCGGAUCCGAUAUAGAUACAGGUUCAUCCGUCAGUUCAGCCAAUGCAAUGCAAGCGCACGAGAUUUGAAGCUGAAAUACCUCAUUAAUAUGGAAAAUUUGCAGCCUGCUUAUUGCUCUGAGUAUUUUGAAGUGAAAGAACCUGUGUGCGGCCCUUCAGGAGAAGAUAUAUAUACAACCAUCAUUGUAACUGGAAAUGGCGGCAUUCAGUGGAUGAAGGGGAAGUAUAAAGACAAUGAAUCUCAGUCUGAUCAGGAUCUGCAAUCUUAUUGUGAUUUCCCUGAAAUCAUCAACGUCAGCAUCAAGGAAGCAAGCAAAGAUGGCUCUUCUGAGGGCAGAAUUGUCACCAUAAACAAACAGGACAGCAAGACUUUGGAAGUUGAAUUUCCAUCACUGAAGGAAGGCUUUUCAUUUGUGUCACUAAUUGAUGGAUACUACAGAUUAACUGCAGAUGCCCACCACUAUCUCUGUAAAGAGGUUGCGCCACCAAGCUUGUUGGAAAACAUUCAGAGCAAUUGUCACGGGCCCAUCUCAUUGGAUUUUGCUGUGAAUAAACUCAAGAAGGCUGGGAAUCAGAAAGGCUUUUACAUUCUUCGAUGUAGUCCUAAAGAGUUCAAUAAGUACUUUCUCACUGUAGCUGUGGAGAAGGACAAUGUGACUGAAUGGAGGCAUUGUUUAAUUACCAAGAAUGAGAAUAAUGAGUACAAUCUGAAUGGGGCUAAGAAGAGCUUCAGCAGUCUCAAAGAUUUGCUGAACUGCUACAAAAAGGAGACCGUUCGAUCGGAUGGUGUUAUCUUCCAGUUUACCAAGUGCUGUCCACCAAAACCAAAAGAUAAAUCUAAUCUUCUGGUCAUGCGAAGCAACUGUGCUUCUGAUGUGCCAACAUCUCCAACGUUACAGAGACAUAACGUCAGCCAAAUGGUAUUUCACAAGAUCAGAAAAGAGGAUCUGAUAUUUCGUGAAAGCCUUGGACAAGGGACAUUCACCAAAAUUUUCAAAGGAGUGAGGGAAGAAUUGGGAGACUAUGGCCAGAUACACAAGACAGAAGUUCUCCUAAAGGUUCUAGAAAAAGCACACAGAAAUUACUCUGAGGUUUUCCUUUUUGAGGCAGCAAGCAUGAUGAGCCAACUGUCCUACAAGCACUUGGUGUUGAACUAUGGAGUCUGUGUGUGCGGUGAGGAAAAUAUCAUGGUUCAGGAGUAUGUGAAGUUUGGUUCACUAGACACAUACUUGAAGAGAAAUAAAAACAACGUGAACAUCCUGUGGAAGCUGGAUGUAGCCAAGCAGUUAGCUUGGGCAGUGCAUUACUUGGAAGACAGAAAUCUUGUCCAUGGAAAUGUCUGUGCAAAGAAUGUUCUGAUGAUCAGAGAAGAGGACAGAAAAACUGGAAAUCCACCGUUCAUAAAGCUAGCUGAUCCGGGAGUGGGUAUAACAGUUCUGUCAAAAGAUGUUCUAGUUGAACGCAUUCCUUGGGUGCCACCAGAAUGCAUUCAGGAUUCCAAGAAUUUGAGCCUGGCAACAGACAAAUGGAGCUUUGGUGCCACUUUAUGGGAAAUUUGCAGUGGAGGAGAUAAACCACUUGGUCUAUUUGACAGCACAAGGAAAUUGCAAUUUUAUGAAGAUAAACAUCAGCUUCCUGCUCCAAUGUUGGAACUGGCGAAUCUCAUCAAUCACUGCAUGAAUUAUGAACCAGACUUCAGGCCUUCAUUCCGUGCCAUAAUACGUGACCCUCAAUAGCUUAUUGGAAAUCCUCUCUUCUUUCCCACAGAUUAUGAAUUAUUGGUUGAAAGUGACCUUCUGCCAAAUAUGAGAGGAGGUGGCCUUGGAUUCCUUGCUUCCUGUGGAAAUCAUGAUCCUGCACAGUUUGAAGAAAGGCAUCUCAUAUUCCUACAGCAGUUGGGCAAGGGCAACUUUGGUAGUGUUGAGCUCUGCCGAUAUGACCCACUGCAGGACAACACAGGUGAUGUGGUAGCAGUGAAGAAACUACAACAGAGCACUGCAGAACACAUUCGUGACUUUGAAAGAGAAAUCGAAAUCCUCAAAUCACUUCAACAUGAGAACAUUGUCAAGUACAAAGGGGUGUGCUACAGCGCAGGACGGAGAAACCUGAGAUUGAUUAUGGAGUACUUGCCUCAUGGAAGUCUACGUGACUACUUACAGAAAAAUAAAGAUCGGAUUGAUCGCAAGAAGCUACUUGCUUACGCUUCUCAGAUCUGCAAGGGAAUGGAAUAUCUUGGAACCAAGCGAUACAUACAUCGAGAUCUGGCAACACGAAACAUUCUUGUAGAGAAUGAGAACAGAGUGAAAAUUGGUGACUUUGGUUUGACCAAGGUUUUACCACAAGACAAAGAGUAUUACAAGGUGAAGGAACCAGGGGAAAGUCCAAUCUUUUGGUAUGCUCUGGAGUCUCUGAUGGAGAAUAAGUUCUCUGUGUCUUCAGACGUGUGGAGUUUUGGGGUGGUGUUGUAUGAGCUCUACACAUACAGUGAGAAGACAAAAAGUCCACCGUCGGAAUUCAUGCGUAUGAUCGGCAGUGACAAGCAAGGACAGAUGAUUGUUUUCCAUUUGAUUGAGCUACUUAAAGCGGGUAGAAGGCUGCCCAAACCAGAAGAGUGUUCUGACAUGAUGUAUUCUACCAUGAUGGAUUGCUGGGAGAGUGGACCAAGUCAGCGCCCUACUUUUAAGGAACUUGCUCAAAAAGUGGAUUCAAUGAGGGAUUCUGUGGGAGGAUGAAUGUUCAGAGAUUUCAACUGAGUACUCUUUUGUCAAAACGCAACUGCUGCUUAUCCAAUCUGUAGCUGAAACCAUUCACUUUUGGACCAUAUUCCAAGUUGAGGAGACUCAUCCCUUCAUGUCCUGCUUGACUGGAUCACUAUGGACUUCUUAUGCACCCCCUGGAGAAUGGCAGCCCUUCCACUGUGAAGUUACAGUUAAUCAGGGCAACCAGCUGAUGAAUUCCAAAAAAGUAAUUGAGUGGGCGUUGUAACUGUGCUGUGACCUGUCCACUUCAGCUGCUUAUAGUAGCAGGGUUACCUUUACAGAGAUUUCACUUCUUAAUGGUGAUAAUAGGAGCUUUCCCUUACAAUGAACACCAAAUUGCUUUGUGUUGAAUGUAAAACUGUACUGUCUGUGCCAUUUGCACAAGAAAAAGAAGUUCUAAUUUUGUAUUUUCCAUUUGUAAUCUGAAACUGCUCUAAACUUCAAUUCCUUCAAAGAGUAGAAAAUAAUUCCACCAUACUACAUUGCAAUCUCAUUUACACUUACCAUAGGUUAGAACAUAAAGAAGUAUUGACAGGAAUGGAAAUGAGUGCCAUGGUGUAAAUAUCUUGAAACUAAAUUAGCUCUAUUAGCGUUGAAAGAAAAACAAGAUGAUCCGAAACUGAAAUGUUUCUUAAGUCAGCAAUGCUGUGAAUGCGAAUACAAAGGUGCAUUAAACAGUAUCUGGGAAUGAAUGUAUAACUGCAGAAUAAUGUGCAUGUCAGACAUGGGAUAACUUGAAGAUUAUCCAAUAGUGAAAAAUUUGGAAAUUACCUUUAUGUAUAAUGCAAAAUAACCUACAGUUGCAAAGAAAAAACUAUUUACUACAUCAGGUAUGAUCUAAGAUGCACAGCAAUGCAUAAGUAGUACCAGCCUGAUUAGUCUUGUGUAUUAUACUGCAACUAUGUUUAUAUUUUUUUAACACUUGGAUCGAUAAUGGUGUAUACAGUCUGCUUAGGUAACUGUACGGAGAAAAGCUCAGGGACUUUUGUUUUACAUGUAGAGAAUGCAGAGUUCAUUAUUUAGUCCAUAUCAGUUAAUUUGCAUGUAUUACUUAACAUACAUUAAUCAGUUAGGAGCAAAGGCCAAGUCACUUUUGUACUCAACCUGUCAACCUUACGGCACCACCAUCUUUUCAGGGGCAACCAGAGAGGAGAAGAAAAAACAGCCUUGCCAAUGACGCAUAUGCCCUGAAAAUAUUUCUUAUCAAACUAUGCAAUCUCCCAUACACCCUGACUCCUAGCAAGGAAAUCAUUCUUCAGUGCAUCAUGUAAAUAUAAAAGGACCAGACUUGUUUUUCAGUUUGACUACUAUAAAGUAAAGAUUCCAUACGGGAUUAAUAAGUGCUUAAAAAGCUUGUCUUUGCAAAAUAAUAUAUAGCUACGUUUGUAAAUAUGGAGGAGGGAAAUUUUGGUCAUGCAGUGUGACUGUGCUGUGCUUGAUGAACUGCAAAUUAGCUUGAACUCUGGGUUCUGAUUCCUGACCAGCAUUGGAUGUCAUUGCAUUCACAACGCUGUAUCUCAUGGACAGCAUGUUUCAGAAGGUGGUCUGUCCUCAGCUCAAGAGAGUGCAGGAGAAAAGGGACUGGGCAACUGCCAGACAAACAAAAAAGAGCAGGCAGGUGGGUCAGGAGAUCCCUGAGGGCACCUCACUAUCUAAACAAUAUUCACCAGAGUUUAGAAGAGUGAGAGGAGAUCUCAUUGAAAUGUACAAAAUACUGACAAGGCUAGAUAGAUUGGAUGCAGGGAGGUUUUUAACCCCUGGUUGAGGCAUCCAGAAUGAGGGGGUCACAGUGUCAGGAUACUGGGUAAGAUAUUUAGGACUGAGAUGAAGAGAGACGGUGCAAGAGGGAAGGCUUCAGAUACUUGAGAUCUGCGUAGUUCAGAGAGUUUGCACCUCAGCAGGGCUGAGACUAAUAUCUUCACGGACAGGUUUGGAAGUGCAGUUGGAAAGGGCUUAAAUGGGCUUGGCAGGAAGAUGGAAAUAUGAGCAAAGAUUCAGAUAAAGGAAUGCAGAGCUGGAUAUGUAUCAGCUGAAGGCAUUGAAAGAUACUAUUAGAGAACUGCUAUGUAGCUAUUAGAGAAACAUGGUUUAAGGACAGGAAUGGCAAGUUAGCAAUCCUUAUUUACAGGAUUUCCUCAUGAGAUAGACAGGAUGAAGGAGGGUGAGUGAUAAUAAUGAUCAAAGAAGAGCAAUGAAAAAGGAUGUUAUGUUAGAAGUGUCAACACAUGAGGCUAUGUAGGUUGAAUUAAAGAACAAAAAAAGAGUAAUCCCAAUUGUUCCUCCAAACAAUCCAAGGAAAUUGAAGAUCAAGCUUGAGAGCAAAUGCUUAAUGUGCCAAUUCUUUUGGUCAGCAAUAGUGGGGGAUUUCCGUUACUCUGAUUCAGGGAUACAGUACAAAACUAACUGAGGGCACAGAUAGCAUUCAGAAGUUUUUUUUAGCCGGUAUGUCACAAACUGAACAACAGGCAGAGGCAGGGUGGUGAAAUGGUUGUAAUUCCUGAUCUAGGGAAUGAUGCAGAGCAUGUGGAAUAAAUAUUAAUGAGGAUGUAUUUUUUGUGCUAGUGAUCAUAAUCCAGAUAGAUUUAGCAGAUGAAUGGAACAAGUCAACAACAAAAUCAGAGUGAAGGUUCUUAAUAGAAUAGAGCCAAUUUUGUCAGGCUUGACAAGUCCAGAGUGGAUUGGAAACAGCUGCUUGAAGAUAAACUAGCGCCAGAUCAAUGAGAAACAUGUGAGAAAUUGAGUCAAGAGAUUCAAACUAAAAAUGCUCCUUCAAAGAGAAAGGGUGUGACUGCCAAAUUUAGAGCCUACUAGGUGCCAAGGUACAGAUAAAAAGAGAAACUGUUAUCAGACACUGAGGGUGCAAUAUAGAAAAAUGCCUGGAAGAGUAAAGAAGUGUAGAAGUGAAACUAUAAGGGAAAUUGGAAAAGGAGGGGGUAUGGAAAAACACUGGCAAGUAAAAUCAAAGAAAAUCCAAAAACAUGUUGUAAGCAUAUAAACAGUAUGAGGAAAUGGUGUAUACCCAGUUGCAAGUACAGAGGUUAAGGAAAGAAUAAAUAGGUUACCUUUUGGAUCCCAAAUAGUCCCAACAUAUGGAAGUGGAGGAUAUGAGUUGAGCUCUUAAUGAAUACCUUGUAACUGUCAUCACAAAAGAGGGAUGCAAUCCUGUUGUAGCUAAGAAGGAAUAAGUGUGAAAUAUUUAAUGGGUUAAGUAUAGUAAAAGAGGGAGUAUUAAGGAGUUCAGCAUUUUUGAGAGCAGAUAAAUCGCUACACCCAGAUAAAAGAUAUUCAGGCUGUUAAAAGAAGCAAGGAAGUAAACUACCCAGGCUUCUGACCACAAUUUUUCAAUUGACACUGGCUAUAGGAGUGGUGUCAGGGAAUUGGAGGACUACUUAAGCGUGUUUAAAAAUGGAAGGAGAGAUAACUAAAUACAGGCCAGUUAGUUUAAUUUCAAUGCUGGGCCAAUUGUUGGAAUUCAUUCUAAUAGACAAAAUAAAACCUACAUUCAGAAGGCAGUUUAAUCAGAUUAGUCACAAUGGAUUGGUUAAGGGAAGGUCAUAUCCCAUAAUUGGAUUGAACAAAUAAAAUCAAUAAGGGUCAGUGGGUUUGGUGUAAUCCACCUGGAAUGUAGCAAGGCUUUUAACAAGGUCCCUCAUCUGGUAGGUAGGUCAAACUGGAUUCAAAAUUGGCUCAGUAGCAGAAUGCAAAGGAUAACAGUUAAAUAUUGCUUUAGUAACUGGGAGUCUGUUCCUAGUUGGCUUCCACAGGGCUUAGUCCCUUGCAUUUUAUAUACAAAUGAUUCAGACUGAAGUGUUAGGGCAUGAAAAAAAUGUUUGCAAAUGAUACAAAAUUGGCCAUUUUGUUGACAUUGAUGAGGAUAGCUUAGACUGCAGAAAGAUCGUAGAUGAUCACUUUUUGGCAGAAAAGUGGGAAAAAGAAUUUAAUGUGUGGUAAUGCAUUUGGUGUUGCUGAGGGCAGAAUGAAUGCACAAUAAAGGAGAGGUGUGAAGAAACAGUGGGACCUUAGAGUUUAUGUCCACAAACCUUUAAAGGUAAUAGGUUAAAAAGACAUUGGUUGUUUUUCUUUAUAAAUUGAGACAUGGCAUACAAGAGUGGGGAAAUUAUGCAGGAAUUGGGUGGUACAGUACGCAACUAGUAGAGCUGGUGCCUCACAGCUCCAGUGACCCAGGUUCAAUCUUGACCUCUGGUGCUGUCUGUCGAGUUUACGCAUUCUCCGUGACCUGCGUGAGUUUACUUUGGGGUGCUCAGUGAUGUGCUGGUUGGUAGGUUAAUUGACUGCUAUAAAGGCUUCCAGUGUGUAGGUGAGUAUAGAAUCCAGGAGGAGUUUAUGAAAUACACAGGAUUUGUAUAGGAUUAAUGUAAAAGGUGGGCUAAAUGGCUAUUGAGUCUUUGGACUGUACUGUUGGUUAGUACCAUAGUUUGAGUGCUGCAUAUGAGUUUGGUCAAUAUUUUAUGGAAAGGAUGUGAUUGCAAUAAGAGCAGAGGAGAUUUACGAUGAUAUUGCCAGAAACUCAAAAUUAGAGUUAUGAGGAUAGAUCAAACCGUUUCCUUCUUCGGAUCAGGGGAGCUGAGGGAAGACAGGUGACUAAAACUAUGAAGGACUUGGGGACAGUAAACUGGAAGAACCUAUUUCCUUAGCAGUGGAUCAAGAACCAUGGAGCGUAGAAUUAAUUGGAAUUCAUUGCUUGAAAGAGUGGGAGAGGCAGAAACCUUCAUCACAUUUAAACAGUAUCUGGAUGUGUCCUUGAAGAGCUGUGAACUGCAGUAACAUGCACCCAGUGCUGGAAGAUGGGAUUAGACUGGGAGCUCUUCUUCAAUUGGCAUGAUGGCUGAAUGGCCUCUUCGUUAAUAUAAUUUUUCUGUGAUCCUAUCUGUUAUCCAAUAAUUCUGUGCACAGAGUUAAUACUAUCUGAAAAUCAAGCCAUUGAGGACAUAGUGUAUUCUGUGCACAAAACUAUUCAGAAUACCCCUGUUUCAUUGGCUAAGUGGGCCUUGUUAUUGAUUAGGGAUUUACAACUAAUAAAAAUAAAAUAGCAA